Molecule: messenger RNA, 1854 nt
Organism: Anopheles marshallii
Lineage: Eukaryota; Metazoa; Arthropoda; Insecta; Diptera; Culicidae
Product: zinc finger CCHC domain-containing protein 8 homolog
Exons: 2
Coding region: 1-1854 (617 amino acids)
Cellular component (GO): catalytic step 2 spliceosome
Molecular function (GO): RNA binding
Source: RefSeq, a predicted model, not a curated record
AUGAACGAGAAUCCAAGUAGCCACCACUCUAGUACGAAAGGGCCAGAAAAUGGAAACGAUAGCGACAUAGAGUUUGUCGAAACAAACGUUUCAGUGGUUUGUAUUGAUGACGAUAAUGUAGAUAUGACUGACUCUGGAACAAGUGUUAAGGCACCGCUCGUAAAGAUUCACUUCAAAACGCGCGAAGUGUAUCAGAAGUUAGAGAAAGCAAUAUCAAGUGCUCUUCAAGCAAUCUUCUCAGAACAUCUACCGAACCUACCGGUUAAGAUAAAGCCGGGUAAAGAUGGGUGCUCGAUGGAGAUUGAUGAAACGGUCGCACAGGCGGAUAAGGAUGCUGUCGAUUCGCUGUUCGUCAUUGACUCCACACCCAUGAAGAAUAAAAAGAAUAAUUGUCCGAUACCGAGCUACAAAAAGUCACUAAACAAGGUAUACGAUGGGACACCGCCGACAGCUUCCAGCUCUCUGUCGAAGCGGCCAAAGGCGAAGCAAACCUGCUGGAACUGUGAGGGAGAGCAUGCACUGAAAGACUGCAAGGAGCCACGAAAUUACGCGCGCAUCCGUCAGAAGAAGGAAGAAUUUCAGAAAAAGUCUGAUCGAUACCACGUUGACCAGGAACAGCGUUACGGGCAUUUUGUGCCUGGCACCUUAAGUUUGGAUCUGCGUAACGCUCUUGGCCUCGGGCCCCGCGAUCUUCCGCUGCACGUGUACAAGAUGCGCGUGUAUGGUUAUCCGUUGGGAUGGCUUGAGGAUGCGAAGAUUACACAUUCCGGGUUGCAGCUGUUCGGUUCGAACGGCGACGCGGUGCAGGACUCGGAUAACAGCGAUGGCGAGGUGGACAAUGCGCGUAUGAAGUACGAUGUGCGCAAAAUAAUUGCCUAUCCAGGGUUUAACGUGCCACCACCUCCAGAAAUGUUUGACGAUUCAAAGUUCUACAAUAUGCCACCUUACACUGAAGAAUUGGGACGCGACAAUAUGGUUCGUCGUCUAGAGGGCACGUUGGUGGGAGGCUACCGUAGAAAGAAAAUGAAGACUUCGGUCGAACCAGGCGCGGAAAGUUUUAUUGAUAGUACCGCAAACACAGAAAUCAUCGAUAUGGAUGCGAUGGAAGGUAGCCCAGGGCCAUCGGGAAUUUGCAAACAGGAAGAGCUAGAGGAUGGGGAACUAUCGUCUGAUAAUGACACAAAUCAGCAAACGCCUGCCGUUGACGAGAGUGUCAUUUUGGUAGAGAACCCUGUGGAGGUGAUCACAUUGGAUGAUACACUACAACCCAUUCCGGAACCCGUUCCAUCAUCACCCACUUUGGCCGAUUUGGAGGAAAAGCAGAGUCAACUUGUGGAACAGUUGGCUAACAGUUCCGUUGCGACCGAAGACUGUUCCUUUAUGAAUGACAUACUGCUGGCGGAAAGGCUAGCGGCGGAAGCAGAUACCUCGAUGGACAGUUUAUCCGUCCCGAUGGACCCACCAUGUGCACCAUCUAUGCUUCCACCACCGGUACCUCCAACGAAACAACCGUCUCCACCGAACGGUAGCACACCCGUGUGUGGCCCAUCAGAACGUCCGCCCGAACCGGAGACGUUUGAUCUUGGCGAGUUGGCGAUGAACAAAGUACCGUACAUUGACGAACCAGCGAACGUAGGUUUGAAGCGAAUGUCACUUGGCACUCCGAUUCUCAGUGCGUUCACACCGUACGGCACAUUACCGAGCGGAGAAGCGUUUUCGAAAGGUGUUAGCGAUGUAAUACAUUUCGAGAAUUUGCCCAACUCGACGGGCAAAUACUUACAGAUGAAAUCCCUUCUGUCAGAAGUUCGGCUUAAGAUGCACGAUCAUUUGCGUGAGACGGAGGAUGGAAGUUAG